ACUACAUCGCAUUCCCUUAAAAAGGUUGUAGUCCACUGAAAAGUCUACAGUUAUCACUGAUUGUAUUUUAAGUUGUAACUUUAUCCACCUAAGGAUUGGUGCGCUCACAGAAUAAUCAUAACCGUAAUAAAACAUCAUGCAAAAUAUUUGAUCACCGUCGUAACUCCAUUUUCCGCAAACCCAAAACCAAUACAUUCGUGUGUUUUGAUCUAAACGGAAAGCCUCAGGGUCGAGGUCACGACCUCACCAAAAGUAGGAACUUAAAAUCACUACGCCGUAUAAAAAUUUAGUUAUAAAUCUGCGAUUUUGUUUUUUAAAACGAAAGCUGAAAGUUAGGUAUAGAAUAUGUUUCUUACAGAAUAUGUUACGAUGGUAGCUGGUCUUGUGUGAAUUUCUGAGCUAUAAAAUGAGUUGUGGUCUAUUUUUUACCGUAGCGUGUUAUUUGUGUGCGGGGAAGGACACACAUUAACAGUUUGCAUGUGUAGAAUGGAAUUUUCCACUCCAGCAGUUAGAAGCUGAUCGUGCUUCCAUUUGCGGUCUCUCUGUUACGCGGGUGAUCUGUUCGGACGUUAUCACUGAAAAGCGAGAGGAGAAGAUGCAGAGUUUAUCGGUCCAGGCUCUGACCCUGCGCCAGCUCGGGAAACUCACGUCUCUGCAGGUCCCGUCUGCAUGGCACAUCCCGAGUGUUUCCCUGCGCUGCCCGCGAGCGCUCCACGCCCGUCAGCUCUGGGGCUCGAGCGCUCCUCUGGUUCAGCGCUCAGCGGCGCUCCUGAAGCCCCGAGACGCCGCGCGCAGCCUGCCCUGUCAGCACGCACGCUUCAAGGGCUACAAGAGGAGGAAAGGGCGAGCAGGAAGUGCUCAGGAGGAAGAGGACAACGAGGAUGAGGAUCCGGAGGCCAGCGAUUACGAGGACGAGCUGCAGGAGGAUCCCAGUUUACCAAAAGACUAUAAAGAUCACGAGAGAGCAGUUCAGUCGUUACGCUUCGACCUCAUGAUGAAGACAGGACUCGACAUCGCCAGGCAUAAAAUCGAGGACGCUUUCUACGACCACAAGCUGAGACUCAACGGACAGAAGCUCAUCAAGAAAAGCAGAACCGUGAAAGUGGGAGACACACUGGACCUCAUCGUUGACGAAGACAAAGAGAAGGACACGGUGACGCUGAAGAGAGUCGUCCUGAAGAAGAUCGUCGGAGUCACAAACGACGGAGAGAAACAGAAAGUCCUGCUGAGAAGCUGGAAGCAUCUCCAGCUUCCCAAACAAGACGCCUUCAGAGAAUAAACAACGUUCCCAGGAAGAAGUGAACUUUAGAACGCAGAGGAAGUCUCUGGUUUUUGUUUUUCCUUCUGAAAAGACAGAAUAGUUAACAACUGACAAUGUAAUCAACAGCACCGUCAGGAUUUCACUGUCGAUGUAAUCAAGGAGCUGUACGGGAUUAUAGCUAGCUGAUGAUCUUGUGGGGUUUGAAGUAUUUUGCGUGGGUCAUGUAUUAAACUUUCACUUCACGAUAAGGGGCUUUUUGUCACAUGAAAUAUCACAUCACUCAUUAAUAGAGUUCUGAUCAGAGUCCAGCAGAAAACUGUUUAAUGACUGUACAGCAGGGAGGGGGUUCCACACGAGUUAAUAAUGCGAGAAAAUCUCCACGUCCAGGACCGUCUUGGAGAAGAACCAUCGUUUUUGUAAACCAUCACGUGUGCUAAUGAUUUGAGAUGUACUUCUCAGAAGUUAUAAAGACACAAAACUCAAAAUGUUUUCAUCGACUCGUCCUUGUCGCUUCCCCUCGAUGCCGUUUGUUUGUUAAAGCUUUUGGACGAGCGACAGAUCGACUCCACGUAAAUGAAAAGUUCAGGAACGGAACUCGGGUCCAGAAAAUUAAUCUAACCUGAUAAUUUAAUUUCCAGAUUUGAAACAAAACAUGCUUCGGAUAAUAAAAUACUUUGAAAUAAUUAGCAUGUGGGUGGGAAAAACCUUUGUCCUGUAAAAAAUUAUGUUGAAAUAAUAUUUAAUUACGGUUCCCACGGGCCCUUGAAACCAUUCAAAGUUUGUGAACUUGAGGGGGAAAAAAAAUCAAGGUGUAUAUCAAAAUGUAUAUAAAUAGACACGGGUCAUUGAAGGGGCUUGAAUUUAUAUAUUUUGUGCAAAAAUAGAAAUUGAAGACCUUCAGACAGCACUGUGUCAAAAACCAUGGUUCUUCAUUCACUGGUAGAACCACAUGGGCAUGUGGGAUGCGAUAAGGAGUUACAUCCACAAACUUCGCUUCCCGUUCGCUUUCUUGCUGCUGUUUAACCGCCAUCAUUUCCGUCACUUUGCUCACUCGUGCACAUCAUGGUGACGGUGCCACUUUCUUGAGGCAGGUAGCGUUUAUUUGUCGAUUUAUUUGGUCAUGCUCAUGAAGUGUUGUGUUGUGAAUGUUGUGAUGCUAAUGAAAUAAACGAGCGGUUCCUGA
Neoarius graeffei (lesser salmon catfish) is the source of this 2444-nucleotide messenger RNA. It is a transcript of the gene mtres1, whose product is annotated as mitochondrial transcription rescue factor 1. Lineage: Eukaryota; Metazoa; Chordata; Actinopteri; Siluriformes; Ariidae. Bases 596 to 1279 code for a protein of 227 amino acids. The transcript has 4 exons. The record is from RefSeq and is a predicted model, not a curated record.